AUGUUUCAGUGGGAGAGCGCAAGUCCUUUCGGAUACUUUUUAUAUGUAGUUGUCGUCAUAUCCACCGCUACAAGUGUGAUCGGUACUUUUAAGAAAAAUCCAUUUCUACCUCCCGCGCCUGUGGCGCAACCACAACAACCAGUACAUUAUCACCCGGCGCCUGCUCCAGCACCUGUAGUUUACCAUCCAGCACCAGAGGCAGUACCAGUGUAUUAUCAUCCAGCACCUGCACCACCACCGCCACCUCCGCCGGCGCCUCCAAAAAUUAUUAUUGUGCCCGUACAAACCUAUCCCGCCCCACCACCACGUCCAGUUCAUCCAGCUCCACAACCCCGUCCUGUUCAUCCUGCUCCACCUCCACGCCCUGUUCACCCCGCCCCACAACCACGGCCAGUUCAUCCUGCCCCACCACCACCACGACCAGUGCAUCCAGCUCCACAACCAUCCAAGGUAAUUCAGCCAACUUUCGUCAUACAGCCAAUCGUAGUUAAGCCGGUGCCUGUUGUUACUGAUGGAGUCGGUGGUGGAGGAGGUGGAAAGGGAGGCAAAGGCUGUAAGCCAUGCCAUGGCUAA
Rhagoletis zephyria (snowberry fruit fly) is the source of this 573-nucleotide messenger RNA. RefSeq names its product vegetative cell wall protein gp1-like. Lineage: Eukaryota; Metazoa; Arthropoda; Insecta; Diptera; Tephritidae. The record is from RefSeq and is a predicted model, not a curated record.